Messenger RNA from Aphanomyces invadans, 1254 nucleotides. RefSeq lists its product as hypothetical. The record is from RefSeq and is a predicted model, not a curated record. The coding region runs from base 1 to 1254 and encodes 417 amino acids. Lineage: Eukaryota; Oomycota; Saprolegniomycetes; Saprolegniales; Verrucalvaceae. The transcript has 3 exons.
AUGGUCGACCUCCACUGCACCAAGAUCAUUGUCCGUGUCGCUCGCUCGACGGCAGCAAACAACCACACGUUGCACAUGUGCACUUUGACGUUGGCGAAUCUGUCGGGUGAACCGGCCAACGCGGCGCAGAUGGUCGACGACGACGCGGUCUCGGCGCUGCUCCAGCUCUCGACCCUCGACAGCGACGUGACGCGGGAUGCGUGUUCGCUGGCCCUUGCCAACCUCUCGCACGAGUCGCCGCCCGUGCCGACUGGAUCCGUGCUGGCUCUGAUUCAUCUCGGCAUGCAUGGCAAGUCCAGCGCGUCAUCGCCGCUUCCUCCCACGACGACGCGACCGCCGCACGUGACCACUCGACAUCAUGAAUCGUCUGCUGCGCCACCAGCGUAUACGUACGUCGAAGUGGAUUACACGGCGGUCAUGGCUGGUAAAUACGUGGCCGAGGUGGCCGACCGACAACCACCGAUUCCCCACCUGCCUACCAUCACAGUCGACCCCGACAGUUUGCAUGCCUCGAUGGACAACCCUGGCGGAGGAACUGGCGCCGGCACGGCUGCAGUCCCUCCCUCCCAUGAUCACGACGACCUACUUCCGGCCCAGCAGCUCGUGUUUGCCAAGAUCGAACCGACCGACCCGACAAAUCUUGGUGGCGGCAGCCUGGACGGGGGCGGGUCGGGCCUUCUGGACGAUGUCCAGGAGGAGCAUGAAAUGACGGGCGGCGGGGAAGAUGGGACUCUGCCACCUCCGUCGUCCCCCGAGUUCAAGCACGGCGACGAAGACGACCGAAGCAGCCACGGCCGAGGGAGUACCAGCGGCAGCAACGCCAGUGGACCGUACCACGACAAAACGACGCGGCAGUUGUUGCACCUGAACGACAAGCGAACGACGCGGGGGCUGCUCAAGAAGCGAUCGAAUGUGGCGCUGCUGGUCGCCAACGCGCCGGGCAGUUUCCGCCCCAAAAAGUCGGCCGACUCGGAGAUUCAUCUCCAUCGAAUAGGCUCGACGACAGUCAGGAGGCGCCCAUCCAAAGGGGUCGGUCUCAACAUGAGCGCCAGUGCGACCGGCCUUGCGACCGGCAUCUCACACGAUCUCACUUCGUCUUCGUCCCAUGCGACGUUGGCAUCCACGACGUCGAUGGCAUCAACAUCCAAGAAAAGCGUGACGAUACAUGCUCCACAGGCGACGGCAGAAGACACCCCCGAGCAGCGAGCCGACGACUUGCGUCAACAAGCACGCAAGAUGGGGCUUUGGAGCUAA